Drosophila santomea is the source of this 932-nucleotide messenger RNA. RefSeq names its product anamorsin homolog (gene CIAPIN1). The record is from RefSeq and is a predicted model, not a curated record. NCBI's taxonomy places the organism in Eukaryota, Metazoa, Arthropoda, Insecta, Diptera, Drosophilidae. Gene Ontology annotation, molecular function: iron-sulfur cluster binding. Gene Ontology annotation, cellular component: cytoplasm. The coding region runs from base 76 to 822 and encodes 248 amino acids. The transcript has 3 exons. Gene Ontology annotation, biological process: iron-sulfur cluster assembly.
GCACUGCCAUAUCUAACUUGUGAAAUCAAAAAUCGGUUCCGUGAACUUUUAAGAUAUUCUAGAAACACCGCAACAAUGGAGAACUUCAAGGGUCUGCAGAAAUCCCUGUAUAUAUGGACUGAUAGCGCCGAUUUGGACAAGCGUGUACAGCAACUAAAGUCGGCCACCGGCGGCGAUGUGGCCCUGGAAAAUGUGCACCGCCUGUCGUUUUCUUCCUAUGCCAACUCCAGUUUCGACCUGAUUGUGAUCGAGUGCGCGCAGCUGACCGACAGUUACGUAAAACUGCUGCACAUGCUAAAGCCGAGUGGCAAACUGCAUUUGGUGUCCUUUAUCGGACCGGCGGCUAGUUUGCUGCAGGAGAUCAAGUUAUCCGGAUUUAUAAACUGUCGUGAAGACUCUCCAGAUGCUCUGACCGCCGAGAAGCCUGGCUACGAGACGGGAUCCUCAGCGAGGCUGUCUUUCGCUAAAAAGAACGCUAGUGCAGUCAAUGUGUGGAAGAUAAGCGGAGACGAUGAAGAACUGAUCGAUGAGGAGGAGCUGCUGGACGAGGAGGACAAACAGAAGCCGGAUCCGGCUGGUCUACGUGUCUGUAGCACCACAGGCAAGCGCAAGGCAUGCAAAAACUGCUCCUGCGGCUUGGCCGAGGAAUUAGAGACUGAAAAACAGAGCCAGAAAGCUAACGAGACUGCGAAGUCCAGCUGUGGAAAUUGUUAUCUGGGAGACGCCUUCCGCUGCUCCACUUGCCCCUAUUUGGGCAUGCCUGCCUUUAAGCCUGGUGAGAAGGUGCAACUGGGCGACAACCUCCUGAAAUCCGACAUUUAACUUAGGCUCACCAUACACCCAAUCAAUCACAUUUCAAAUAGUUUAUUAAGCUGACUUACUAACAAACAAUAAUGUCAUAAUGUAAAUACAAAAAUGCACCGCGUCACAAA